GGAUAAAUAUAAAUAGAAAUAAUACAAAAAAACCAGAGAAAUAUAUCUUAUAUUCUGAGAGCGAUUCUACAAAAUGGCGCCGCCACGCUCUUUCAUUAUUACUUGCAUUCUAAUACUUACCAUAUCAGCAAAUACUUUUGCAUUUUAUUUGCCAGGUGUUGCACCUCGCGAUUAUAGAGAAGGCGAUGAAGUAGAAGUACAUGUCAAUUCCCUCACACCGAUGAUGGGACCCGCAACUCAACAACUUAAGUCUGUUAUUCCCUACGAUUAUUAUUAUAAACCUUUCCAUUUUUGUCAACCAAAGGAAUUAAAGAGUCAACCCGAAUCAUUAGGAAGUAUUUUAUUUGGAGAUCGUAUUUUUAGCUCUGCUUAUGUGCUCAAAAUGAAAGUCGACGAAAAAUGCAAACUUCUUUGCAAUCAAACAGUCCCCCCUGAAGAUGCCAAAUUCAUUAACCAGCGUAUUCGAGAAAAUUAUGCUAUCAAUUGGCUCAUUGAUGGACUUCCAGCCGCUAGUAAAAAGUUAGACGCUAAAACCCAUACUAAUUUUAACAGUAUCGGAUUUGAAUUAGGAGAUCAAACUGCUGAACCAUCUUUGAAUAAUCAUUAUGAUAUAACAAUUCAAUAUCAUACUCAAGAUAAAAACAAGUAUCGGGUUGUCGGUGUAAUUGUAAAACCAUUCAGCCGAAAAUAUGAUGCAACAUUAUUCAGUCAAAAAGAUGAAAAUAAAGAUUGUAAUUCUGUUAUCAACAGAUUAGUACUAAGCGAAACUAAUUCUAAUGAAGUAUUUUACACUUACGACAUAUCAUGGGUUUCUUCUUCAACUGCAUGGGCAACACGCUGGGACAGUUAUUUACAUACUUUUGACCCAAGAAUUCAUUGGUUCAGUUUGGUAAAUUCUAUUGUCAUUGUGUUAUUCUUGACAGGUAUGGUUGCUAUGAUAUUACUUCGUGCUUUGCACAAGGAUAUCUCCCGAUACAAUCAAAUUGAGGAUAAGGAAGACGUUCAAGAAGAUUUUGGAUGGAAAUUAGUUCAUGGUGAUGUCUUCCGUCCUCCGGUUAACGUCAUGUUAUUAUCCGUUUUUUUGGGAAGUGGUGCACAGUUAUUCUUUAUGACUGCUGUUACACUUGUUUUUGCCGUUCUUGGUUUCCUUUCACCUUCAAACCGCGGUUCUCUAGCUACAGUCAUGAUCAUAUUUUAUAUGCUCUUUGGUUCCGUAGCUGGAUAUGUUUCUGCUCGCGUAUACAAAAUGUUUAACGGUGAUUCGUGGAAGAAAAAUGUUUUUUUAACAGCUUUCUUAUUCCCAUCACUUAUUUUCGCUAUCUUUGUGGUCCUAAAUUUUUUCCUUGUCUCGGCAAAGUCUUCUGGCGCUGUCCCUGCCACAACUUUAUUAGCUAUAAUUGGAUUAUGGUUUUUAAUAUCCGUUCCCUUAUGUUUCAUUGGUUCAUUUUUCGGAUUCAGAAAACCUAAAAUUGAACAUCCAGUUCGUACAAACCAAAUCCCACGGCAAAUUCCCGAUCAAGUAUUUUAUUUACGGCCUAUCCCUUCUAUGCUCAUGGGCGGUGUACUCCCAUUCGGCGCUAUCUUUAUCGAAUUAUAUUUCAUAAUGAACAGCAUUUGGGGAAAUAAAGUAUAUUAUUUGUUUGGAUUUGCCGCUUUAGUGUUUAUAAUCCUUACCAUUACCUGUUCAGAAGUUACAAUUUUAUUGUGUUACUUCCAUCUUUGUGCAGAGGACUAUCAUUGGUCGUGGAGAGCUUUCCUAACAUCUGGAGCGUCCGGAUUAUAUAUAUUCAUCUAUUCUAUUAUGUAUUUCGCAACUAGAUUACAAAUUACAUCAUUAACAAGCACGGUCAUAUAUUUUGGAUGGUCAGGAGUUAUGAGUUUAAUGUUCUUCGUUCUUACUGGAACAAUUGGAUAUUUUGCAUGUCUUGCUUUUAUCCGUAGGAUUUUUAUGAGUAUUAAAGUGGAUUAAAGCAUAAGAUUAUAUUUUAUUUUACGCCGAUCGGAAAAGAUAACGAUAAGAUCAUUGAUGUUUGCAACAUAAACCAAAAAAGAUUCUGUACAUUGUGUGUUACAUUUGUUAUACUCUUAUUAUAUAUUUAUAUAUUAUAUAUUAUGAGAAAUUUAAGGUUAACCAAAUAAAGUUUUAAAAUCGAUUUAGAUUUUUUAAAUUAGUUUAAUUAUAAUUUUAGUUGGAUAAUCAGUUUUCCAGUUUAAUUUGUAUUUUUUUUAGAUAGUUAUUUUUACAAAUAUACAUAAUAAAAAACUAUUAUUAUUAGUAAUUUUCUUAUCA
Rhizophagus irregularis DAOM 181602=DAOM 197198 is the source of this 2290-nucleotide messenger RNA. RefSeq lists its product as uncharacterized. The record is from RefSeq and is a predicted model, not a curated record. Gene Ontology annotation, biological process: protein localization to membrane; vacuolar transport. Gene Ontology annotation, cellular component: membrane. NCBI's taxonomy places the organism in Eukaryota, Fungi, Glomeromycota, Glomeromycetes, Glomerales, Glomeraceae.